Anisakis simplex (herring worm) is the source of this 255-nucleotide messenger RNA. The record is from the annotation of a GenBank genome assembly. Lineage: Eukaryota; Metazoa; Nematoda; Chromadorea; Rhabditida; Anisakidae.
AUGGCAUCCGAGGGACCAAAAUCGCCAACUCUAGCCGAGUUACCGAAGAUUCCCACUGAGAUAGCGGAAGGCGUUACGAAAGGGCUUGAUUUGAAGCAUGUUGAGACGCAAGAAAAGAAUUAUCUACCGUCAUCGAAAGAUGUUUACAGUGAGAAGGUUGAUGCUGAGUUGAAAGAAGAGAUCAAAUCGCCAAAACUCAAACUCAAACAUGCUGAUACAAUCGAGAAGAACGUUCUUCCAACACCAGAAGGUUGA